Messenger RNA from Bathycoccus prasinos, 1281 nucleotides. RefSeq lists its product with no specific name. Bases 1 to 1281 code for a protein of 426 amino acids. Gene Ontology annotation, molecular function: protein binding; aminomethyltransferase activity. Lineage: Eukaryota; Viridiplantae; Chlorophyta; Mamiellophyceae; Mamiellales; Bathycoccaceae. Gene Ontology annotation, biological process: glycine catabolic process. Gene Ontology annotation, cellular component: mitochondrion. The transcript has a single exon. The record is from RefSeq and is a predicted model, not a curated record.
AUGGCGACGAGACAAUGCUCCAAACGCCUCUCGUCCGCGAUGAUGAUGCGUUCGCGAUUUAAUACUGCUUCUUUAGAAAGCACUUCAAGCAUCGUCGGGACGAUUGGACGAACGAGUAAUCAUCCACUCGUCGGCUCGCAACAAAAGAGACACUACGCGGACGACUCGAACUUGAAAAAGACCGUUCUCUAUGAUUUUCACGUGAAACACGGAGGUAAAAUGGUCGAGUUUGCCGGGUUUUCGAUGCCGAUUCAGUACAAGGAUUCCAUCAUGGAAGCGACGCAACACUGCCGAACGAAAGCGAGUUUGUUUGACGUGUCCCACAUGCUCGGGUCGUCGUUUAAAGGGAAGGACGCGGUGAAGUUUGUGGAAUCGAUUACGGUCGCGGACGUUAAAGGUUUGGCCGACGGGACUGGGACCUUAUCCGUGGUGACCAACGACGACGGUGGGAUCAUCGACGAUACCGUGGUCACGAAAGUGAACGACGAGUGGAUUUACGUCGUCUUGAACGCCGGGUGCGCGGAUAAAGACAAGGCGCACAUCAACAAACACUUGGCGAAAUUCGAUGGCGAUUGCAAAUUCAUCGAGCACUCGGACAGAAGUUUGUUCGCGUUGCAAGGACCGAAGGCGAUGGAAACGUUGCAAAAGCUCACCGACGCGGAUUUGAGCAAGUUGUACUUUGGCAUGUUCAAAGAGAUGACGGUGUCCGGACAACCGUGCUGGGUGACGAGAACCGGUUACACCGGCGAGGAUGGUUUUGAAAUCUCCGUCCCGGUCCCGGGAACGUUGAAAUUGGUCGAAGACUUGGUCGGCGACGCAAACGUUCGUUUGUGUGGUUUAGGCGCCAGAGAUUCUUUGCGUUUGGAAGCCGGUUUGUGCUUGUACGGCAACGAUUUGAGCGAAGAGACGACGCCGCCGGAAGCCGGUUUGACGUGGACCAUCGGUAAAGCGAGAAGAGACACGUUUUCCUUUCCGGGUGGCGAAAGAAUCCGCAAGCAAAUUGAAGAGGGUGUCCCGCAAAGAAGAGUCGGGUUUGAGUUCUUGGAAAAAGGCGCGCCGGCGAGACAACACUCCAAAAUCUUAGACAUGGACGGCAAGGAAGUCGGCGAGAUUUCCAGCGGCGGCUUUUCCCCGGUGUUGGGGAAAAACAUCGCCAUGGGUUACGUCCCGAAAGCGUUGGCCAAAGCCGGCACUGAAGUGCAAGUCGAAACCAGAGGCAAAAAGACGAAAGCAGUCGUGAAGAAGAUGCCGUUCGUCAACACGACGUAUUACAAACCGUAA